This is a messenger RNA of Arabis nemorensis, 417 nucleotides long. The record is from the annotation of a GenBank genome assembly. Lineage: Eukaryota; Viridiplantae; Streptophyta; Magnoliopsida; Brassicales; Brassicaceae.
AUGUCGGAUGCGUAUUGUACGGAUUGUAAGAUGGAGACGGAGUUGGUGGUGGAUCACUCCUCCGGAGAUACGCUCUCUUCUGAGUGUGGUUUGGUUUUGGAAUCGCACUCGAUUGAUGAGACAUCUGAGUGGCUAAUGCGUCUUCUUUGCUUCGAUCACGCCUCUGAAGGUCUUCGUCGUGAUCAUUGCUUCUCAUGUGGAUUUUAUAUCUUACGGCCUUUACUUAUUAUGUUGGGCUUUCACAACAAGAAAACAGCCGGAUUUCCGACGGAAAUUCCGACGCACGAGAAUUCCGUUGGAAUUUUCCGACGGUUUACCGACGAAAUUGCGACCAAAUGUAAACCGUCGGAAAUCCGUCGGUUAAUUCCGACGGAAUACCGACGGUUUUAUCUACCGUCGGUAUUCCGUCGGAAUUAA